AUGUCCGAAUCCUGCUGCACCUGCGCAACGCUCCUUAUCCAAGUGCCCCGCUACAGCGAGUGCUCAGAGAAGCCGGUGCCCGCAGACCGACAACUAGAAUGUUGUCCACGCGUUAUAUGCGGGAACUGCCUCCAUAAAAACGAACGCUUCAACACCUACUGCCCCUACUGUCAAAUCAGCCAAGCCCCCACCUCCCUCCCUCAGGGCCUCAAAGAGCCGCCCUCCUACACCUCCAUUGCAACAACUAGUUCCAGCUCAUCGUACUCCCUCGCGCCGCCGCCCUAUUCCGCAACUGCAGACCAACCCCGCAAACCCGUAGACCCGUUGGAUGAAAAAUCCGUACCUUUGGACGACGAGCCCCCCGCAGAAGACACCCUGCACUUCCUAAAUCACACUCACGAUACCAUCUCCUCGCUCUCCUUGCGGUACGGCGUUCCCGCGUCGGCAUUGCGAAGGGCGAAUAAUAUCACGUCCGACCACCUGCUUCUGGGGCGGCGGACUGUGAUCAUACCAGCGGAGUACUACAAAGUCGGUGUUAGUCUAUCGCCUCGUCCGGUUGAUGGGGAGGAGGAGGAGCUGCGGAAGAGUAAAAUCAGAAGGUUCAUGGUUAGGUGCAAAGUAUCGGAGUAUGAUGUUGCGGUACUGUACCUCGAGCAGUCGGGGUACGAUUUGGACGAGGCGAUUGAGGCGUAUGUUGCUGACGAGGAAUGGGAGAAGAAUCAUCCUGUCAAGGGAUUGGGAAGGGGAAAAGAAGUUGAAAGGGCAGCGGCUGGGAAAAGAAGAGGGCUUUCAUGGAAGCGUCGUGAUUGA
Messenger RNA from Pseudomassariella vexata, 810 nucleotides. RefSeq lists its product as uncharacterized. Bases 1 to 810 code for a protein of 269 amino acids. The record is from RefSeq and is a predicted model, not a curated record. The transcript is spliced from 2 exons. NCBI's taxonomy places the organism in Eukaryota, Fungi, Ascomycota, Sordariomycetes, Amphisphaeriales, Pseudomassariaceae.